This is a messenger RNA of Trichosporon asahii var. asahii CBS 2479, 1662 nucleotides long. RefSeq lists its product as uncharacterized. The record is from RefSeq and is a predicted model, not a curated record. The coding region runs from base 1 to 1662 and encodes 553 amino acids. Gene Ontology annotation, cellular component: cytoplasm. The transcript is spliced from 5 exons. Lineage: Eukaryota; Fungi; Basidiomycota; Tremellomycetes; Trichosporonales; Trichosporonaceae. Gene Ontology annotation, molecular function: flavin adenine dinucleotide binding; oxidoreductase activity, acting on NAD(P)H; 2 iron, 2 sulfur cluster binding.
AUGUCCGACAUCAAAACCGCUACCAUUGACGCUUCGGAGUUGCCCGCCGGUACCAUGAAGAUGGUCGAGGUCGGCGAGGGCAAGGUCCUUGUCUCGAACGUCAAGGGAGAGAUUCUAAAGUCUGGUGUGGCACUCUCGCUAACGCUAAAGUACGGUGCUCCCCUUGCUAAGGGUGUUCUUACGGAGGAGGGUCGCAUUAUUUGCCCGUGGCAUGGCGCUUGCUUCAAUGUGUGCACCGGUGACAUCGAGGACUCGCCCGGUCUCGACUCGUUGUACAAGUACAAGGCGGAACAGAAGGACGGCAAAAUCAUCAUCUCCGCGCCUGAGUCGGAGCUCAAGUCGAAGGUUGGCCGUGUUAUCCCGAAGGCGCGAAAGCCCGUCUCCACGACCGAGAACGAAACUGUUGUCAUCAUUGGCGGUGGCGGUGGUGGUAUCCACGCCAUCGAGUCGCUGCGCGAGCACAACUACGCUGGCAAGAUUGUUCUCAUCUCGAGGGAGGAUGUCACGCCCUACGACCGUCCCAAGGUCAGCAAGGCCCUUAUUGAUGACGCGAAGAAGAUUGAGUGGCGCUCGCCUGAGGUCCUGAAGGGAGACUUCGGCGUCGACCUCAAGCUCAGCACCGAGGUCACUGGUGUCGACACCCAGACGCAGACCGUCUCGACCAAGACGGGCGACAAGAUUAAGUACGACAAGCUCAUUCUUGCCCCUGGUGCGUUCCCCAAGCGCCUUCCGAUCGAGGGCAAGGACCUUCCCGGUGUCAUUACCAUCCGCACGCCCGACGACAUGAAGCCUGUCGUGCAGGCGCUCGGUCCCGAGGCGGAGAUCGUCAUCAUCGGCACGUCUUUCAUCGGUAUGGAGGCCGCCGGUGCUAUCAUCGCCAAGCAGCCGAAGAGCCUGAACGUCGUUGGUGUCGACGAGGUUCCAUUCGAGGCUGUCCUGAACAAGGAGCUCGGCAAGGCGAUCGUCGCCGACAUGGCUGGCAAGGGCGUCAAAUUCCACCUCGGCGCGAACGUGGAGAAGAUCACGAAGAACGGCAACAAGCUCCAGCUGCAUGCUGAGGGCAUCGAGCCUCUUCCUGCCGACAUCAUCAUCAUGGGCACUGGUGUUGGUCCCGCGACUGGUUUCCUGAAGGACUCCGGCUUCCAGCUCGAGAAAGACGGUGGGGUCACUGUCGACGACAAGCUGCGCGUCAAGGGUCACCAGAACGUAUUCGCAAUUGGAGACAUCGCGCACUAUCCCCAGCACCCUGAGGGUAACGUUCGCCGUGUCGAGCACUGGAACGUCGCGGGCAACCACGGGCGCACUGUCGCCGCCACGAUCGCUGGCAAGGAGACCGCGUUCGAGCUCGUCCCCAUCUUCUGGUCCAGCGUCGGCAAGGGUCUUCGCUACGUCUCCACCGGCGUGCCCCACGACGAUGAGUAUCUCGACGGAGACUCUGCUGCCCUCAAGUUCGUCCUCUAUCAAGCUAAGGGCGGAAAGGUCCAGACGGUUGCAUCCAUGGGCCGCGACCCCUACGUCUCCAAGGCGAGCGACCUCAUCCAGAAGGGACGCAUGCCGUCGCUUGACGAGAUUAAGAAGGGCAAGAGCAUUCUCGAGAUCGAGGCCCCACCUACCUUCUCCCUCUUCACUGUCACCUUUGAGCAAAGACAACAGUCUGCGUAG